GUUUUAUAACUUCUGUUACGAAAAUCGGUAAAAACCACAACAUAAAAAUGAACUCAGCUGAUAAGAAACCUAUUUGAAUGUCAAAUAUUAUCUGUAACCGUGUCACUGUCAAUUCUGUUUCUGUCAAAGCAAACGUCAUUUCCGUACUUCAAAACAAAGUUGAAGAGGGAUUUUUGAUUGCUUCCUUAGAUUUUAUUUAAUGUCGUAGAUUGUUGUAUUAUUGCUAAACUUAUUACUUAUAUAAACUUUUUACCGUUGUUACAUUUUAUCACAUAAUUUAUUAUUAAUAGAUGGUGCCAAAUACUUCGGAAAGUAAUGACAUAUCCACCGUGAAGUUAUGAAGAUCUAUUCGCAAUGUUCUUUAUUGUUUAUUCUAACUACAGUAACAAUAUGUGAAACUAAAUACGGAUACGUAACUUGGCAGGAGAAUAAACUAACGUUUAAAGACUGCGAGUCCGCAUCACAAAUACCAAUAACGUUUGGAGCUCGCGCGACUUUUAAAAACGAGAUAAAUUCCACAGGAUGGGCGUUCCUAGAGGUGCAUACUUCAAAAGAUGUCACAGACGAACAGCAAGCGUACGCCGCAGGCUUUAUUGAAGGCUACCUCACUAGAGACCUCAUAUGGAUGCACUGGCAGAAUAUGCUUAAAGGAUAUUGCUACAAUAAAACUGAUUUGUGUGGACUCAUAGAAGAAUUUAUUGAGAAAAAUGAAAAUUACAUCGCCUCUAUGGUUGAUUUAAAUGAGAUAGAUGCAUACUGGUAUCAAGUAAAAUUAUAUUACAUUCAACUGGAGGGAUUAGCAGUUGGGUAUAAUCAAGCAACAAUUGACCCCUAUCAAUGGCUAACAGCACGGGAUAUGGUUUGGAUCAACAUGCUUGGUGAUCUCGAUGAUCUGGCGUUCUCGCUCGCGUUACCAAAAGACCUUCCUGAUGGAUUGUUAUUUGGUGACCACUGCACUGGACUGAUAAAGCUUUUACCAGACUUCACGAAUCUGUACACGGCACAUACAACUUGGAACAGUUACCAGUCAAUGCUGCGUCUACAGAAAAUGUAUGUACUGCAUUACAAGAUCAGCCCGCUGGACAAGAAACGCAUCCCGGGCUACAAGAUGGCCUUCACUUCCUACCCCGCGUUCGUGCAGUACAUGAGUGCAUUGCGGCAGUCCACAGACGACUUCUACAUCAUAUCGUCGGGGCUGGUCGCCGGAGAGACCACCAUCAGCAACAGCAACAAGACGCUCUUCGACCUCAUCAACCCUUUAUGCGUAAUGGAGUACAUCCGCGGUAUGAUCGCCAACCGGCUGGCCGUCGAUGGCUACCAAUGGACAAGAAUCUUCCGACAACACAAUAGUGGCACUUAUAACAACCAAUGGUAUAUUGUAGAUUACAAUAAGUUCACACCGACCUCUAAGGGGUGUAAGGGCAAAGCGGAGAAGGGCCUACUCUGGGUGUUGGAACAGCUGCCCGGGUAUACGGAGACUGCUGACUUAACGGAACAACUAGUGAACACGACGUAUUUCCCUUCAUACAAUAUCCCGUAUUUUCCUACAAUAUUCAAUCUGAGCGGCGGCAACGUGCGCGUCGCCACUUUCGGCGAUUGGUUCGGAUACAAAACAAAUCCACGUGCGAAUAUAUUAAAGGAGAAACAGGCGGGUAUAACAAACUUACGCGACAUGUUCAAUACAAUGCGGUACAAUGACUUCAAACACGACCCUCUGUCGCGGUGCGCGUGCGUGCCUCCCUACAGCGCAUGCAACGCCAUCGCCGCACGGAACGACCUCAACCCUGCCAAUGGUACGUUUCCAUUCCGUGCGCUGGGCCACCGCAGCCACGGCGGCACAGACGCUAAGGUGACCAGUUGGCAUCUCCGCAACAACUACGAGUUCGUCGCCGUCUCCGGGCCCACGUUCAACAUAUCGCGCGGGAUACCGCCCUUCGCGUGGAGUGAAUUUGACAUGGGUCCCCACUUGCCGCACAUAGGGCAUCCGGACCUCUGGGCCUUCCAGCCUAUCAUACACCACUGGGAGUGGGCGUAGACCACAAACUAAUUGUAAGCCAAAGGGUUAACUAAGAGAUUUUUAAAACUGAUAUAGGUUUCAAAUAAUAACUUAAUUUUAAAGAUUUUCAAUUCAUCAAUUAUUGAAAUUGUUAAAAACAUGUUACUUAAUGUAAUAUUUCUUUCACAUGGAAAGAGCACUAAAAUUCGCUAAAUACAGUUAAUGACUAAUUUAAGACAAUCAGAACUUCUGUUAGCGAGCUUAACAGUUAUUUUUUUUGUAAUUCAUUAAAUUUUAGCUUCAGUUUUCUUGACAAUUUGUAAAUCUU
This is a messenger RNA of Papilio polytes (common Mormon), 2324 nucleotides long. RefSeq names its product putative phospholipase B-like 2. The transcript is spliced from 13 exons. Bases 338 to 2035 code for a protein of 565 amino acids. Gene Ontology annotation, cellular component: extracellular region. Gene Ontology annotation, biological process: phospholipid catabolic process. Lineage: Eukaryota; Metazoa; Arthropoda; Insecta; Lepidoptera; Papilionidae. The record is from RefSeq and is a predicted model, not a curated record. Gene Ontology annotation, molecular function: glycerophospholipase activity.